CCGUUGCUGGAGCCGGGGGGCAUGCGCAUGCGUGUCUCCGGUGGCUAGUUCUCCCUCCGCAGGAGAGAGGAGCGGCGCGUCUUGGGUUUGAAGCCAGACGAGCCGGAAGUCGCUCUGCUUCCUCACCUUCCCUCUGCUCUGGCGGAAACUCAAGCACUGGGAGAGAGGUUCCCGGGCUGGCCUGGGCUGGAGGCAGCAGAAUGGAGACCCGGCCCGAGGACGUGGGUCUGGCUCGCGGCCUGAUGCUAGGCUCUUCCUGGGAUGCCGCAUGCGGAUCGCUGGCCCAGAGCGUCCACCUCGCCGGGUCUGGUGUCGGCGCCGGAGACUUGGACUGGGAGGAGCUGCUGGCGCCGCCUGCCCCGGGCCAGGAUCUGGUGGUUUUGAAAAGGAGCCUGACCAACCAGGAUGAAAACCCCUGCUUUCUUUACCUGAGAUGUGCCCCUAACGGAGGUGAAGGCAUCGUUUCUAUUGGCAUUUUAAGUUCAGCAAGAAAUAUGGAAGUCUACUUAGGAGAGGAGUACUGUGGAACCAGUAGAGGCAAGAAUAUUUGUAAUGUUCUGGAUGACAGUGAACAUGAAAAGGUUAUUUUAUACAAAAAAUAUCUAAAACUGGAGUCUUCCACACAUGCUUGCAAAAUAAAGUUGCUUUCCUUUGGUGAAAAGCAGUGUGUGUUCAUCAGUAAAGUUGUGAUCCACAUGAGGCCAGUUUCGACAAAUUCUUCAACAUGCUCUCCUGCUCUAGGAUCAAGGAUAGACCUUGAGAAGGUCCAAACCAUCAUGGAGUCCGUGGGGUCAAGGUUAUCACCUGGAGCUCAGCAGUUGAUGAAUAUGAUUAGAUUUCAGCAGCAGAAUUGUAUUCCCGUUGGAGAGCAGCGUCAGUCAGGUUUGGACCCUGCUGGAUACAAGCACAUGAUUGGGCUACAGUCAUCAUCUCCUUCAGGAGCCCUUGGCAAGUCAUCCUCCACGCCUUUUCCUUUUAGAACUGGGUUGACAUCUGCAAAUGUGACUGAAGACUUAAAAGCUUACAUUGAGAAAAGUACACAACCACACAGUGAAGGAAAUAUUACAAACCUCGAAGAGUAUAAAAUAAUGCCACAAAACCAUUCUCUUCUUGAAAAUGAUCUUAAAAAUGCAGUAUCUUCUUUCUUACAAAAGAAAGCAAGUGACAGCUCAAGUAUACCUACCUCUGAGUUGCUGCCUUUUCUCCAGAACUUGUGUAGUCAAGUUAACCAUCUCCGUGUGGGACGUAACAUCCCGUGGCCAGAAAACAUCGCCAAGCCCAGUGAAGGCAUUAUUGGCAUUGCAAUGGAAGAGCAACCUGUUUGCUCCUACUUGGAAAAGAUUCUUUCCAAAAAUAUGGAACUGAUGGAAAAGAAACUUAUGGACUACAUUGAUCAGCGAAUAUAUAAACUCCAAGAGCACAUAGAUAAUAAGAUUGCUCUGUUAGUGGACUUGCUGCAAAAUCCCAGCUCCCCACCCAGUGGGAUGCCUCUAAGACAUUAUGAUUCUGGAGAAAGACUUUCAAAUGGAGAAAGAUAAGUGCUCAGCAUAUACAAUGUACUACAGAUUUUUGGUACAUAUUUAUUACAAAAGCAAAACCCAAAAGUUCAAAGAAAGUAUUUAAUAUCAUUUGAGGAUCAUUCUCUUACAUAAGGUGACCUCAAUGUUCAUUUUAACUGUACUUGUCAGUGUAAAUCCAGUACUGUAUACAGAGAGUUAACAUGAUAACACCAUAAAUUAUUUUUGUUUGCAAUAUUUUUCACUUUUAUAAGAAAUUCACAUAUACUCUGGGUUGAGUGUUUGAAGUCUUUAAGGAUUUCUAAUUCAGUUCAUUAGUUUGUAUGGUAUGUGUUUGAAGUACUGUUUUAAGUUAUACAAAACCUUGUAUUUAGUAGUAUGAAACAAAUAGAGUAUUUGAUAUUUUUUCUAAUUGAUUGUUCUUAGAAAAACUGAGUUCUUAAGACUUGCAACCCUUAACUUCAGAUCACCAAAUUACAUUUUAUAUUGUUUGUUUCAGGUAAAUAAUUCAGGUAUAAAAAGUGAUGUUUGGUGUGUAUAAAAUUAGUUUACAGUGGCACGGUUAGUUUUAAGUUCUGUCAUUUUGUAGCUAUAGACAGGAAAGUAAAAAUCAGAAUUGGCCUAUUCUUUGUUAGGAUUAUUACUUUAGGUUUGGUGUUUGAUAUAAAACAGGAGAAGUCAUGUUGUUGUAUCUUAAUGAGCCCAGAAAGUAUAAGGAAGUCUCCUUUUCGGAGCUGAUACAGGUUCUUCCUUCCAGAGCCUUUUCUGGUUGUUUAAGUGUUUAAAGUGCACCCUGCUCUGAGAGUAAGCCGUAUGCAUUAAGGCAGUUGCAGUUCUCUCUGGUUGACUUAAAUUUCAGAAAUUUAAACUAUUGUAUAUCUGGUGAAUGGUGACAUAUUUACAUCUAAUAAAUAAAUGCAUCCACUCUGGAAACUACUUGUCUUAAGUAGAAAUAUUUUCUUUUCAUCUAAUAUUUAAGAUGAAAAGGGGUAUUUUACACAUUUAGUAUUUUGGUGACUUUAGCCCUUUAAAGUGAAAACUGACAUGAUGCUUGUUCAUUUACAAAUCACCUACUUCAGUGGCACGAGGACCCGUGUGCCACUUGGAUCAGCCCUUUCCUGACUUAUUCAUAGUUGAUGCAGCCAUUAGGUAGCAUUUCUUGGCAGCUCUCAAGGGAAGUGUGUCUCACAACUGAACCCUUCUGUUAACAGUUACACAGCCUCUGAUAGUUGUGGUCUGUUCUUUGAUUCUGAAAUUCCCGCAGUAUAGUUAUAUAACAAUAACACAUAGUUAUGUUUAUAAAAUGAGUAAAACAAGUGAAAUAUGCAUGAUACAGAACUAGAAGUAGUUCAGAUGAGCUUUACGUCUGUUCUUCCAGUAAUUUUUCCAUGUUAAUGAAUAAAUAAAUUACAUUUUAUAUAUAUUAGAAAAUCAUGGGUGUUGAUUUUCAUGUAUUUAUAUACAGCCAUAUAUAUCUGAAUUUAUACAUAUGUAGUUGUUUUAUUAAAGUUCUUGUUUCCUAAGAAAACACUGCCUGAAUUUGCUCAAACAGGAGAAGCAGACCGUAGUACUUACUAAAUCUCUAUUAAGUCUUUUUUUCUUAAAUUUCUCCUCUUGUAUGUGCCCAGCCAGUAGGCCAAGUCAAGGAAGUCAGGGCCAGCAAAUGCAGAGGAGUCCAGAUAACCCCUGCAGGCUGAAGUAACUGCAAAGGAUGUGUGGGUUAUCAAGAAAUCAAAUCAACAUACAGGUCAUACAUUUAAAUUUCCACAUUGUCCCCCCUUUGAGCAUCACUCCAUCUCCCUCCUUCCCAGGGGGGCAUCCAGAGGUGUUCAUCCCUCUUCCGUCACUGAGUUCCGGCCUUCUGAAAGGCUGCUGCUGUGUGACCCAUCUUAAAGUGUGACGGCGGAGACUAGCACUCGGGCGGCUCCUCCCCGACACCCAGCCAAGCCUCCUAGGCCGCUACCACGGGACCUGCCCUCCCAGCCUGUCCUCUCUCCCCAGGCCGCUGCCCAGGCUCUUGGUCCCAGCACACACGCCUCCUCCUCCACUGAUUCCCGCCUCUCCCUGUGCUGCACGCUCCAGAGCUCAACUCAGAUGCAGCCUCACGAGGCCGCCCUUGGUCCCUCCCUGCCCCGGAAGCAAGCAAGCAGCUGGACAAGCAAAAUGUGAAGAAACCACACUGAAGGCUCUUUUGUGGGGGAAGUAAAACGGUUGAGCUUGGCUAAAGCAUAGGACGCCUGUGAGGCAGUGGCUAAACCUAAGACUUGGAAGGUGGCCUGGGUCCAGCUUUGGAAAACCUUGACGGCUCCACUCUGGAGAUUUGUUGGCACCAAGGAAUCUGUGAUUUAAGAAGAAAAAUGAUGUGCUCAGCCCUGGGCCUUGGGAAGCAAACCAGAAUAGAGCUCGGCCCAUGAACUCACUUGCAGAAUUUCUUGGCAUUCUGCUUUGGGCUGCAAUGGAAUCCAGGUGCAGUGAAUGCAGAACCACGUAACAUCUGACUGCCUGGCAAAUGAGGUCAGUGUUUCUCUUCGUUUGCCCUCCAAUCCCUGUCAGAAUCACCUGGGGAACUUGCUGAAUGUGAAGGCCCUGGAGCCCCAGCGCAGAUCUAACGGAUCAGACCAGGGGGAGGAGUGGUCCCAGAAGGGGCAUUUCAAAAGCUCCCAGGGCUGUUAUUAAACAGGCUGAGCCUGCAGGGUCUGCGCUGGUCUCUAACACAGUACACGGCACCCUGUAGCCAGGUGCUCAGCCCCACCCAUCUGCCUCAUCUGGGAGCUGGUUAGAAAGGCGAAUUCAAUGGCUCCACCCCAGAUACCGAACCCGAAUCUCUCGGUGGGGCCCAGGAAUCCGAUCCCCAAGCUCUCCGGGUGACUCUCGUGGGCAUUUGCAAUAGAGCGCCACUGCCCCAAUAAAUACCUGUCUCUGGAGAAACAGCCUGACUCGAGGUCCCAACGACCCAGGCAGGAGGGGUGUAGCUGCUGCGCGCGCAGGCCGUGUGCACACAGGGUGUCUACAGGCGGACUUGCAGGUGCCAGGAGAGAAGAAGUAGUAGAAGAUGAAGACACUUCUUGGAAUUCUUGCAGAGUCGGUGACUAUCUGAACUGUCAGCGUGUUGGACGACGAUUCGAACACAGGGACGUAGUCAUUUGCGCUGCACACUCGCCCCAGCAGAGACCCCUCGGUGGAGUUUCCAUCAAACACUUCAAUGUUUUCACUUUCACAACCUCCAUCGGGAUCAAGCCUGUGGACAGAACGCACCUGUGGUUAGAGGCGCGCCACCAGCAAAGGGGUUUCCUAGAGUGGAGGCAACCGGUCGCGUUGGCAUCGCUGUUUACAGAGUGGCAGCAGGUCUCUUUUCCUGUCCGCCCCUCCCAGGCCCCUCCCGCAGCGUCACACCCCAGACCGUCAGUGUGCACGGGCUCCGGGAGCC
Manis pentadactyla (Chinese pangolin) is the source of this 4944-nucleotide messenger RNA. RefSeq names its product chromosome 8 C10orf88 homolog (gene C8H10orf88). Bases 201 to 1538 code for a protein of 445 amino acids. The transcript is spliced from 6 exons. The record is from RefSeq and is a predicted model, not a curated record. Lineage: Eukaryota; Metazoa; Chordata; Mammalia; Pholidota; Manidae.